ACAAAAACACACACAACACACUUUGAACAACAAACAAAAAGCUUAAAUCGAUCAACAAUGUCGAAGAUUCCGGUUAUAACGUUCGUGGUGGCCUUAAUCGCGGUGCUAGCUUUUCCGGUUCGCAGCCAACAACCGCCGCUAAGCCAAUGUACUCCGACUAUGAUGACCACCGUUGGUCCUUGUAUGGGUUUCUUAACAAACAGCACAAGCAACGGAACUUCACCGUCGUCUGAUUGUUGUAACUCGCUUAGGUCUUUGACUACCGGAGGAAUGGGAUGUCUUUGUCUUAUUGUCACCGGAACUGUUCCUUUUAAUAUUCCGAUUAACCGCACAACCGCCGUUUCUCUUCCUCGUGCUUGUAACAUGCCUAGAGUCCCUCUUCAAUGCAAAGCUAAUAUUUCUCCAGCUGCUGCUCCUGGACCAGCUGGUGCAUUUGGACCAGCGAUGUCUCCAGGUCCAGCGACGACUCCAAUUGUUCCAGAGCCGACUCCGGCAGCUCAGACACCACAGUCUGAUGCAACUCGACCUUUUACACCAACCGGUGCAGCUCCUACGGCUGACGACGGAGGAAGCACCAGUCCAUCUUCUGUCACUCCUUCAUCCUCCUACGCUCUCUCACCAUCUCUUCUCUUCUUUGGUGUCACCCUCGUAGCCCUCAAAUUCUAUUGAUCUCAUUGUUCACCUUCCUUUGUAUUCCUCGUGUUAUUUGAUUUAUGCAUUUUCGAUUUAUAUAGAAAGAAAGAACCAUUUGUUUGGCCAUUUGCUU
Eutrema salsugineum is the source of this 766-nucleotide messenger RNA. Its product is annotated as non-specific lipid-transfer protein-like protein At2g13820. The record is from RefSeq and is a predicted model, not a curated record. Lineage: Eukaryota; Viridiplantae; Streptophyta; Magnoliopsida; Brassicales; Brassicaceae. The transcript has 3 exons. Bases 58 to 669 code for a protein of 203 amino acids.